This is a messenger RNA of Daucus carota subsp. sativus, 1372 nucleotides long. RefSeq lists its product as uncharacterized. The transcript has 4 exons. Bases 523 to 1239 code for a protein of 238 amino acids. Lineage: Eukaryota; Viridiplantae; Streptophyta; Magnoliopsida; Apiales; Apiaceae. The record is from RefSeq and is a predicted model, not a curated record.
AAGUCAUUCAUUCAUCCUGAACUACCCUUUCACAUAGUGUUGAGUUUUUAAGUAAGAGGCUGUUAUACAGCAAGUUUUGUAUCUUUGGACACUUUGAUAUUCAACACCCAAGAGAAUGUUUGUAGAUAUCGAUUUCUCUCCGAGGUUUGUGGUAGUAGUGAAAGAUGCUGACCAUGUUUUCAAUCAGCUGUUUAUCCCUCAUGUCUUCUGUAUGAAGUAUGUUCCUGUAAUGCCUUGUACGGUGAAGUUGUCUUUGGUUAAUGGAUAUGAAAUCUGGCUUGAUUUUGACAAAAACAAAGAAGUGUUAUCCGGCGUGAAGGUAUUUCUUGAGGAUUUUGGUGUUGUUGAAGGGCAGACCUUGGUGUUUCUGUAUGUUGGAGGUUUUGACUUCCAUGUCCGGAUUUUGGGGCUUGAUGGUUCAGAGAUCGAAUAUCCUUUCAUCCGUCACCCGUCUCAGACAUCAGAACUGAAGCCAGGUGAAUUUUUAUCCUUAAGUACUGAACUGUGUCUGACAUAAAUUGAAUGUUGUGUUUUGUUUCAUUUUUUACAGUGGAUGUAGAGGUAUCUGGUUUGUCCUUUGCAACUUAUGUGAACUGUGGUCGUCAAGUCAUUGAUGAAGUUGUUAUACCGGAAACUUUUAUUGAUCGUGUUGGUAUGGCCCUUCAUGAGAGUUUGAUAUUCGUGUUACGCGGAGGUGAUCAUUUUGUUGGAUGUUAUAACCGUGAGAGGAACACUCUUAGUGGAAUUGCUAGUUUCUGCAAAAUGCUUGGGAAAAAUCACUUGGACUGUUAUAACAUACUGUUUUUUACGUAUGACGGAAGUCGUAACUUCAAUGUAAAUGCAUUUGAUGCUGCUAUGGUUGAAACAUCUGUUUAUCCGAUACAGAGUCUGAGGUACCAAGUUGUCCCGUACAUCACAGCUUUUCACAUUAUGGUGGGGCAUUAUGAUAUGUUGCCGUAUACUUCCACUGUGGAAAUCAUGAUCAAGUACCGGAAUGUUGCUUUAACCUGGGAUAAGGCAGAUUGGAUAACUGUAUGUAAGGAUGAUCAGCGCUGGAUCCUUGCAGUUUAUAAGCAUAAGCAUCGAUUGACGACUUCCAUCAUUAAUGGUUGGAUUAAGCUGAGAGAUGAUUGCAACCUUGCAGUGGGUGACAUAUGCGUUUUUGAAUGGAAGGAUGAAACACUUCGUAACUUCAAUAUACGUAUUCUGAAGAAUGACGGUAAUCGUGUUUCAUUUUGAGAAUUUGUGUUUGUGGUAGGUUAUUGUCCGUGAUGACAGACUAAGAAUGUUUACUGGUUAUUUUUGUUUAAGAUUUUGUAGGCAGUAUCAUGUAUUUAACUGUUAAAACUGAAUUUCCCUGCUUUUGCUUAAC